This is a messenger RNA of Scomber scombrus (Atlantic mackerel), 2142 nucleotides long. RefSeq names its product transcription factor CP2-like 1 (gene tfcp2l1). The transcript has 15 exons. Gene Ontology annotation, cellular component: nucleus. NCBI's taxonomy places the organism in Eukaryota, Metazoa, Chordata, Actinopteri, Scombriformes, Scombridae. The coding region runs from base 225 to 1676 and encodes 483 amino acids. The record is from RefSeq and is a predicted model, not a curated record. Gene Ontology annotation, biological process: regulation of transcription by RNA polymerase II. Gene Ontology annotation, molecular function: RNA polymerase II cis-regulatory region sequence-specific DNA binding; DNA-binding transcription activator activity, RNA polymerase II-specific.
CUUGCUAGACAUUGGUGGUGGGAGGUGUGCCUGCUCGCUCUCCGCCUCUCAAAGGUCAUCCAAGGUAUGCUAUUGGUGAUGACAUCAGCAGGAGGGUAUAAGAGCUGGUGGCGAGGUUUUGGGCUGCAAACCUCUCAACUGAAGCAAGCAAGCAAGCAGGCGCAAAAAAAGCAUCUUCCCCCCGUGUGGUCCUGGGACAAUAAGAAGACAACGCACUGGAAAAUAUGCUGUUCUGCCAUUCCCAGCCUGAGUCCUACCACCAGCACUCUGCUAGUUACAUUAGCUCCUCUUCUUCUCCCUCUGUUCUCUUUCACAGAGAGGCCUUGGCGCCUUUCUUGAAAAACGAAGAAGCAAAACUUAUGGCAGAAAAUGGUGCCAAGAGGACUCCAUUCCAGUACAUUCUGUGCGCAGCCACCUCGCCGGCUGUGAAACAGCAGGAGGAGACUCUCACUUAUCUCAACCAAGGUCAGUCCUACGAAAUCCGUAUGCUUAACAGAAAACUAGUGGAGUAUACAGAUAUAAGCAGCAAAUAUGUAAAGAGCAUUGUGCGCGUGGUGUUUCAUGACCGUCGGCUGCAGUAUAUGGAGCACCAGCAGCUGGAGGGAUGGAGGUGGAACAGGCCGGGAGACCGAAUCCUGGAUAUAGAUAUCCCACUGUCAAUGGGGAUACUGGAGCCUCGUUCACACCCUAUGCAUCUCAACACCAUUGAGUUCAUCUGGGAUCCUGUCAAGAAUGCCUCUGUUUUCCUACAGGUGAACUGCAUCAGCACUGAGUUCACCCCCAGGAAGCAUGGUGGGGAGAAAGGGGUGCCUUUUCGUAUCCAGGUAGACUCUUUCACCGCCAAUGAACAUGGGGAAUACAUGGAGCAUGUCCAUUCCUCCAGCUGCCAGGUCAAAGUCUUCAAGCCAAAGGGGGCUGAUCGCAAACUGAAGACAGACAGGGAAAAGAUCGAUAAAAAGUCCCUUCAAGACAAAGAAAAGUAUCAGCAGUCCCAUGAGACCACGCUGCUAAAAGAGUGCUCUCCCUGGCCUGAUGCCCUAAAUCUCACCAGCCACAGCAGCAGCAGCAGCACUCCAUCUCCAGUUUACCACAGCUCGCCAACCUCCUGUACUUUUGCAGAUGGCAACUGUUCUCCAAACCAGCAAGGGGAGCUGCUCAUGCCCGGCUGCUCUGAUCAACUUCUGCCAUCAACCUCGCCGCAGGACACUCAGCAGUGGCUGCAGCGUCACAGGUUCUCGCCUUUCUCAAGGCUCUUCACCAGCUUCUCAGGUGCUGAUAUAUUGAGGAUGAGCAGGGAGGAUCUAAUCCAGAUCUGCGGCCCGGCUGACGGCAUUCGCCUGUUUAACACAAUGAAAGGAAGGUAUAUACAGCCUCGUCUUACCAUCUAUGUGUGUCAGCAGCAGGCCAGAAACCAACCUCUCAUCAAACCAGGAGGUGUCGACAUCUACCACGCUCUGUAUCUGGAGGAGCUGACACUGCUGGAUCUUUCUGAAAAGAUCGCCGCUUUGUACAGCAUCACUCCUCAGCAGAUAACACACAUCUACAGACAGAAACCCAGCGGGAUCCACGUCUUAGUCUCUGAUGAGAUGGUGCAGAACUUCAGGGAGGAGACAAACUUCACCAUCAGCACUAUAAGGGGUGAAAACGCAGAUGGCUUCCACAUCGUGUUGAAAUGAAAUUCACAGUUUCAGCUCUGAAUCAGUGGAAAUGUACAGAUUGUAUAUAAGUCUCUCUAGAUGGAAAUAUGUGACAUUUGCUAAGAUUUAUAGGACAUUCAAUUGCUCUUAAGCUUUGAGUUUACUGGUUUCCUUUAAUUUUUCUGUUUUAUGUGUAUUUUUGUGAAGCUACUGAUUCAUGUUUGUAAUGCCUUGUAAUUAGUGAUAAACCAUGCUGUAUUACUGCUGUAUUAUUUCUUGCUUUCCAGACCGAGUUCAUGAGUAAAUGUGACACAUGAUGAUACAGACAAAUAGAAAAGACAAAUGAACAAAACUGUAUUAUCUUGUCUUAAUGCAAUGCAAAGUGGCUGCUGUAUGUUCAUGCUUUUCUCAAAUAUGAAUGAUGUGAUGUAGUUUAUGAACUGUUUCUAUUGCAUAUGUAUGUUAUACAGUUUCUUUCCUUGAUGAAGUGUAAUUUAAAAUUUGG